Rhinolophus ferrumequinum (greater horseshoe bat) is the source of this 4139-nucleotide messenger RNA. RefSeq names its product transcriptional adaptor 2A (gene TADA2A). Gene Ontology annotation, cellular component: nucleus; SAGA-type complex. Gene Ontology annotation, molecular function: protein binding; chromatin binding; zinc ion binding. Lineage: Eukaryota; Metazoa; Chordata; Mammalia; Chiroptera; Rhinolophidae. Gene Ontology annotation, biological process: regulation of transcription by RNA polymerase II; chromatin remodeling. The coding region runs from base 307 to 1449 and encodes 380 amino acids. The record is from RefSeq and is a predicted model, not a curated record. The transcript is spliced from 15 exons.
AUGAUCCCUCUGAUAAGCCACCUUGCCGAGGCUGCUCCUCCUACCUCAUGGAGCCUUAUAUCAAGUGUGCAGAAUGUGGGCCACCUCCUUUUCUCCUCUGCUUACAGUCAAUCUUCCAGUACCCAUUUUACCAGUGAAAAGUUGGGGAACAGAGCAAGUGGAUGAGAUAGACUGUUGAAUACCGGCAUACCUUGGAAAUAUUGUGGGUUCAUUUCUAGACCACUGCGAUAAAGCAGGUAUUGCAAUAAAUGUUUCACUCGAGGAUUUGAGUACAAGAAACAUCAAAGUGAUCAUACUUAUGAAAUAAUGACCUCAGAUUUUCCUGUUCUUGACCCCAGCUGGACUGCUCAAGAAGAAAUGGCCCUUUUAGAAGCUGUGAUGGACUGUGGCUUUGGAAACUGGCAAGAUGUAGCCAAUCAGAUGUGUACAAAGACCAAGGAGGAGUGCGAGAAGCACUAUAUGAAGCAUUUCAUCAAUAACCCUCUGUUUGCAUCUACCCUGCUGAACCUGAAACAAGCAGAGGAGGCAAAAACUGCUGACACAGCCAUUCCAUUUCACUCUACAGAUGACCCUCCCCGACCUACCUUUGACUCUUUGCUUUCUCGGGACAUGGCAGGAUACAUGCCAGCUCGAGCAGAUUUCAUUGAGGAGUUUGAUAAUUACGCAGAGUGGGACUUGAGAGACAUCGAUUUUGUUGAAGAUGAUUCGGACAUCUUACAUGCUCUGAAGAUGGCUGUAGUAGAUAUCUACCAUUCCAGGUUAAAGGAGAGACAAAGGCGGAAAAAAAUUAUAAGAGACCAUGGAUUAAUCAACCUGAGAAAGUUUCAGUUAAUGGAACGGCGGUAUCCCAAGGAGGUCCAAGACCUGUAUGAAACAAUGAGGCGAUUUGCAAGGAUUGUGGGGCCAGUGGAGCACGACAAGUUCAUUGAAAGCCAUGCAUUGGAAUUUGAACUCCGAAGGGAAAUCAAGAGGCUCCAGGAAUACAGGAUAGCAGGCAUUACCAAUUUCUGUAGUGCCAGAACCUAUGAUCACCUCAAGAAGACGCGGGAGGAGGAGCGCCUGAAGCGCACCAUGCUUUCUGAAGUGCUCCAGUACAUCCAGGACAGCAGUGCUUGCCAGCAGUGGCUCCGCCGACAAGCUGACAUUGAUUCUGGCCUGAGUCCUUCUGUUCCAAUGGCUUCGAAUUCAGGUAGACGAAGUGCACCACCCUUGAACCUCACUGGCCUCCCUGGCACAGAGAAGCUAAAUGAAAAAGAAAAGGAGCUCUGUCAGAUGGUGAGGUUGGUCCCAGGAGCCUAUUUAGAAUACAAAUCUGCUCUGUUGAACGAAUGUAACAAGCAAGGAGGCUUGCGACUGGCACAGGCAAGGGCCCUCAUCAAGAUAGACGUGAACAAAACCCGGAAAAUCUAUGAUUUCCUCAUUCGAGAAGGAUACAUCACUAAAGCCUGAGGCUCGAAACGCGUGGGGUCUGAAAUCACAAGUUUGGAAUGUGGUGGGCCCGUGGACAGUAUGGGCAUUCUGGAGAGUUUCGUUUUUGAGCUGAAUUCUCAUUGUAAAAAGAAGGGAAGGACAAAGGAAACCUUAAGUUGUAUUAAUGUCGACUUUAUUCUCCACCCUGCUUUAAAACACUCCUGUUUUUGGUAUUGUGCUGCAGAGUUAUGUGCUAGAUAAGCUAUUAUUAAAUGUGAGUGGGCAUUCAUUCCUAGCACCUUGUAACUAAAACAAGAACCAUAGUACCUCACAUCACAGUGUCGGUAGAAAUAGAACCAGUCUUUAGGCCCAGGAGUCCAGCUCAGAUCCUUGUACUUGACAGGUUAGCUGUUCUAAUGAUCUGUUUUGCCUUCAAACAUUACAGACAGAUUUAAAAUACGGAGGAAGGUAAUAGAGCAUGAGAAAGCUUUCUAUUUCCUUCUGAGGAUUUUUCAAGCUGACAAUUUAUAUGUAGGAGCAAAGGGGAGGAAAAUCUCCUCGAGAUGGUCUUGUCCCAAACUGCAUCUUUAACUUUAAUGUCUGGCUUUGUACUUUGCAGUCUGUCUAAUCUGCAGUAGACUCUUGAGGAGGUAGCACCGGAUAUACAAUGUCUCUGUUAUUUUUAGAAUUAAUGGAUUAAAAUGUUUUGCUACUUAAUUUGUGGGUGUGUCAAAUAUUCUGGUAACUAAAGCACAUUUAGGGUGUUGGAUGCUCGCCUCAUCACGCUGCACUGUCUGCUAACAUGUGUGUCCUGAACUCACCCUGUUCUUACCCUGGGUUGCCCAGGAUACCAGGCCCCUGAGGAUGGAGAUGAUGCAACUAACCUCAGCUUUGCUUGGAUUGAGACCUGAACCCUAAUUUCUUAAUGGUGAAAAGCUAACCUGCAAUAAAAGCUCCUUUUAAAACAAAUGUAAAGCAUUUUCAUAUAUGGGACUCAGUAGAUAUGAGUGUGAGUAACCCCACCACAUCUGAAACUUGGUCCUCAAACCUUUCUGCAGAAUAAGAAGCCACAUUCACAGUCAAGGUUAUCCCAUUUCUAUUAGAAGGAAAGUUGUAUAUAUAAUAGAAAUAACUUCAGAAUCUGCACAAAUUACCUCCAGUAGCUGACUGAUUCUUUAAUUCUUUCAACAUUCAAAAUAUCUAAUUAAGAUAGCAUAUGCUUUGUUGAAAGUAUCUCCUCAAACUUUUUGACUGAUGUAAAGAUGCAUGCAGCUUGCUAAUAGACUUCAUCUAGGGGUUAUAAAUGAAAAUGAAACUCUUAGAAUCUGAAGGAAUUAGAAUAAAGGAUUUCAAUCUUUAAAAAGGAUGGCUUGUGGAAAUGGUCUCUUUUCUUUGCAUAGUCAUCCAUCGCUCUUAGAAAAACGUAUUCUUCCACCACUAUCACCCUUAGUUGGUCACAGAGGGAUUGCCUCUUAUCUCUGAAAGGUAAUUCUGGGUCUCAAACUUUGGGAUGCAUUAGCAUCAAUGUCGGGUGGUCUGUUGUAGUCUGAAGAGUCCUUAAUCUUGAAGGCUUCAUGGGAGAGGCGAGCUUUUGAGGCAAUGAUAAGAUUGAGAGGAAAGAGAUAAUUUGGCAGAUGGAAGUGAGAGACUGUUCCAGACAUAGUGGGUCUGGAGGGUGCUAUGGAGGCAGCAGGAGGAGUAAGGAAAAUGGAGCCAAGAGAUACACGAAUAGUUGGCUAGGACACGGGGGCAGCUGUGGUAGUUAGGAGUGGGAGGAUGGGAGGACAGUCUGAUAGAAACCUUGGAACCAGUGGAACUCUGAAAAACUGGUGGGGGAAUCAGUAGAUUUGAUAAGGAAAAGGGCAUGGUUGAAAAUAGUUACAGAAAACCAAGGCUGCCAUUUCAAAUGACUGGAUUUUAUAAGGUAGGAUUAUCACUGUUUUGGUAAACCAAAUUUUGCAAAAUUUAAGACCUAGAAUCUCAAAAUUUAAGACCUUAAAUUUUCUCCACGAUCACGCCAUGUUUGGGGUGAGGAGUACUGAAAGGAGUCACUGAGUCGCUCUCUUUGCACUUAUAAUAGAAAAGCACUUGCUGGUAUUUGAUCUGGCUUAAGUACGUUAUUGUCUUCCAUGUUCUUAGCACCAAAGGAAGGCCCUUCUUGUUACUAAAAAUCCAGAACUAGCAAGAGCCUUUCAAGAGAAUACUCCAUCCUUCCCUUUGCUGCAAGAUAAGGUUGACCAUGUAUCAGCUAUACUAACAGGUUUCUCUUAAUCCUGAUCAUUUUAGAAGUGGAAGAGUUUAUUCUGAAAAUAACAUGAACAGAAACCCUUUAUUGUUAAUUUUUAUAAUAAUUUAACAUCAAAGCUUUCUGCUGGAAUUUUUUGCAUAUCCUUCUGUGCCAGAGGUAGGAGGUAGAGAACAGAUCUUUCCCUGUAAUGACUCUUUCCUCUGCUCAAAGACCUAAACUGUCUCUCUUGAGACCAACUAACUGUUCAUGGUUUAUCUCUUCUUGGAUUCCAGUUUUCAUCCUUUUACUGUUUUCAUCCUUUUCCUUUUACACCCCACCCCCAUUUUAAGUCUGAAUUCAGUACUUAAUUAACCAGCCCUUGCUGAGAGAUAAGAACAAAUUUCCCAGUUUUUAGUCAUGAAAUCAGCUUGUAGUGGCUGGAAGGAGAAGACCAAUGACAUCAAUAACAACAAAAUUCCACUUGGUAAGUCAUUUUAGCUUU